GGGGAGGGUCUACGAGAGAGAGAGAGAGAGAGAGAGAGAGAGAGAGCCAUAUAUCUGUGUGUACUACUUCAGGGCAAGAAAAAAGAAGGAGGAAAACAGAAGUAGCCGCCAUAUGCUGUGUACUUUUUGUGAAUGUCUUGCUGAAGUGGAUUAUUCGGAGGAGGAAAGGAUUCAUAGAUGGGAAGCUCUCAUUUGCUGAACAAAGGCUUGCCUUUAGGCAUUCGACCCCCCAUUAUGAACGGGCCCAUGCACCCACGCCCCUUGGUGGCUCUGCUGGAUGGGCGUGACUGCACAGUGGAGAUGCCCAUCCUGAAGGAUGUGGCAACGGUGGCAUUCUGUGAUGCACAGUCCACCCAGGAGAUUCAUGAGAAGGUGCUGAAUGAGGCAGUGGGGGCACUCAUGUAUCACACCAUUACGUUAACUCGGGAGGACCUGGAGAAGUUCAAAGCACUCCGAAUAAUUGUCCGGAUUGGCAGUGGGUUCGACAACAUUGACAUCAAGUCUGCAGGAGACUUAGGCAUCGCAGUGUGUAACAUGCCAGCAGCAUCAGUAGAAGAAACAGCAGACUCGACCCUGUGCCAUAUUCUGAACCUGUACAGAAGGACCACCUGGCUACACCAGGCUCUGCGGGAGGGCACGCGAGUGCAGAGCGUGGAACAGAUCAGAGAGGUUGCAUCAGGUGCUGCCAGAAUACGCGGAGAAACACUGGGCAUCAUUGGACUGGGACGUGUGGGCCAGGCAGUGGCAUUGAGAGCCAAAGCCUUUGGGUUCAGUGUGAUUUUCUAUGAUCCAUACCUGUCAGAUGGCAUGGAGCGAGCACUGGGGCUACAGCGUGUCACCACCUUGCAGGACCUCCUCUUCCAUAGUGACUGCGUCACCCUACACUGCAGCCUGAAUGAGCACAACCACCACCUCAUCAAUGACUUCACCAUCAAGCAGAUGCGGCAAGGUGCAUUCCUGGUGAACUCAGCUCGAGGAGGGCUGGUGGAUGAGAAGGCUCUUGCCCAAGCUCUGAAGGAGGGGAGGAUACGAGGGGCAGCACUGGAUGUUCAUGAGUCAGAGCCAUUCAGUUUCAGCCAGGGUCCACUGAAAGAUGCACCAAACCUCAUCUGCACACCCCAUGCCGCCUGGUACAGUGAGCAGGCCUCCAUAGAGAUGAGAGAGGAGGCAGCCAGGGAGAUCCGCCGGGCCAUCACAGGACGCAUCCCUGACAGCCUGAAGAACUGUGUGAAUAAAGACUAUCUGACACAGGCCACGCACUGGGCAGGCAUGGACCCUGCAGCUAUUCACUCUGAGCUCAACGGAGCUUACAGGUACCCCCCUGGUGUGGUAAGCCUGGCCUCCGGAGGCCUCCCGCCAGCUGUGGAAGGAAUUGUCCCCAGCACAAUGCCCAUUUCCCAUGGCCUGCCCACCGUCACCCACCCACCCCAUGCCCCCUCCCCUGGCCAGAUUGGCAAACCGGAGACUGACAGAGAGCAACACCCCAGCGACCAGUUAUAGCCAUCCCACCUCUAUCCAAUCACGAACACUGACGCUGGCUCCUCCCCCGAACAAGAGGCGAGAAACACCGGUCAAAACUGUUCUUAUGCAAUAGAACAAUGUUAUGGAUUUGAUAAGAAUUAAAAGAAGAGAAAUCCUUAAGUAUAAAUUGUUUGUCCCUGUACAGUGGGAUAAUUUUAACUAUGUCUGUGUCCUAUGGGUUCCAUGUUAAGCAAGAGUAGUUAAUUAUAUCAUGGAUGUAACCUGUCUGUGUACAUUUUUUUAGAACAUUAAAUGGAUUUGUUUAACAUUGAAAAAAUGAAUAAAUCGAUGUAAAUUCAAGGGAUGCAUUCAGCUGACUAAUUUCAGAGUCAACAACAUAACUUUAUUUGUUUUUAUAUGCUCCCACUGGUCCCAAAUGUCGCAGUUUUUGCAAAUGUUCUCAGGAAAUUACAUUUUGUUUCCCCCUUUUUCCUUCCUAUACCACAUAGUGCUUUGUUUUUGUACCUGCCUGUCUUUUUUUGAGAGAAAUUCAGUAAAGAAUUUCAAAAAAACAUUUUUAUUUUAAAGGGUAUGGAUUCCCUCCAUUUCAAAUACUCAGUAAAACCUAUUUAGACAUCUUAGGAGAAACGUAAGAAAAUGUGGCAAUAUGUUGUAUCACCUGUUUCUGUGUAAAUCCAUUGGUGAUAAUGCGUCUGAUGGGCUGCCCCAGACAGUUCAACAAGUAGCAGUUUCUUUGCCUACAUUGCUUCCUUUCUGGUCAAGUGGUAGGCUAGCGCUAUAUAUAUAUAUUUAUAUAUAUAUAUGGGGAGUUAAACAUAAGAUUAAAAUGUUUGUGAUUGUAUCCAUGUAUGAAUUAUUUUAAAAAGGAAUAAAAUCAGUUCAAAACCUC
Messenger RNA from Conger conger (European conger), 2371 nucleotides. RefSeq names its product C-terminal binding protein 1 (gene ctbp1). NCBI's taxonomy places the organism in Eukaryota, Metazoa, Chordata, Actinopteri, Anguilliformes, Congridae. The transcript is spliced from 9 exons. The record is from RefSeq and is a predicted model, not a curated record. Bases 178 to 1500 code for a protein of 440 amino acids. Gene Ontology annotation, molecular function: oxidoreductase activity, acting on the CH-OH group of donors, NAD or NADP as acceptor; NAD binding; transcription corepressor activity.